CUCCAUGUGGUGUGACCUGGUAAUUGAUAUCGUUUUCUAAAGAUAACUUUUAGAAAGCGAUAUCAAGCUAAGAGCUACAAUAAAAAGAUUUAUAUAUUUUUUAAUUGGGAAACAAUAGUUUAAAUUCAGAAAAGUAUUUUCGGGAUUGCAAUAUUACCAUAUAGAACGUAUAACUAUAGUAAUUUUAUAGUUCCUGAAAAAGGAACUUGUAUGAUUUUUGACUAAUUACAAAUGACUAAUUACCUCCUUCUUUUCGAAGUCGGUUGACUGUCGGUAAAGUUUUCGACGCUCGCAUCACCUUAAUAACUGUAUCAUUAUUUCUAUGGUACAUUUAUUAAUUAUACAGUAAAUAAUACGAGCGAAUUGGCUGCGAAAUUUAUGCUUGUUUUUCUAUUUAAUCUCUGUUACAUAUUUUUCAAGAACUAUGCCUUUCAAAUUCUGAAGUGUAUCACAUUGCAACUACAAUUUUACGGAACGAAAAUUAAUAAUAAUGAAUGGAUGGUCAGUAUUGUUUAAUUAUGUAUUUAUACAUAUAGCUAUCGUAGCAUACACGUGUCAUUUAGGUGUAUGCGAAAGGUGACGUAGUAUAGCAUGCUGUUAGUUGAUAGGGUUGAUAGCAUGCGAUAAUUGAGAUGGCGCUUCUUCAGGUGGCGCUUAAAUCAGUUUCUGUUCGACCUACUUUUCGAUGAAACGUUGACUGUUUUACCGACGUGGAAUUCGAAGUUCGGCCUCGACGCUCGCAUCGCCUUAAAUGUCAUCGUAGUAAACUAAAGCCCACUUUGGUUAUCUGUUUUAAAUGAGUUUUUAUCCAUGAAAAAGUUAAAAUAACAUGUGAUAUUUGUUCAUAAAUUAUUAAGGAAAACAUAUUUUCCUAAGUUAUUAUUGGCUCAGUGGAAGAACAUUGUACAAUGUUCUCUGCAUUUAAAAGAUUAGCUGGAAAAUCAGAUGGAGUUGGCAAUGUAUCUCCUAGACCGGCUCAUCAAUCUAUGCCAACUACGUUGCAAAGAAAAUUUGCUAAAGGUGUACAAUAUAAUAUGAAAAUUAUUGUAAAGGGUGAUAGAAAUGUGGGAAAAACUUGUCUAUUUCAUAGACUUCAGGGCCAAAAAUUUAUAGAAGAAUAUAUACCAACAGAAGAAAUACAAGUGACUAGCAUUCAAUGGAAUUAUAAAGCUACUGAUGAUAUUGUUAAAGUUGAAGUUUGGGAUGUUGUAGAUAAAGGUCGACGUAGAAAAAAGUUAGAAGGUUUAAAAAUGGAUAAUUCACCUGCAGAGAAUAUUAUUGAGGAGCCUGCUUUAGAUGCAGAGUUUCUUGAUGUUUAUAAAGGGACCAAUGGUGUUAUCAUUAUGAUGGACAUUACAAAAUCUUGGACAUUUGAUUAUGUACAAAGAGAACUUCCAAAAAUUCCUAGUCAUAUUCCAGUGAUUGUCUUAGGAAAUCAUUGUGAUAUGGCGCAUCACAGAACGGUUACAUCAGAUCAUGUAACAUACUUUAUUGAUUCUUUACAUGAAAGAACAGCACAAGUGAGAUAUGCAGAAUCAUCUAUGAGAAAUGGAUUUGGAUUAAAACUUUUGCACAAAUUUUUUAAUCUUCCAUUUCUUCAACUGCAACGAGAAACGUUAUUAAAACAACUUGAUACCAAUGAGGAAGAAACACGUUUGACAGUACAGGAACUCGACCUCUUUCAGGAUAGCGACGAUGCCAAUUAUAAUAAAUUCUUGGAUAAUCUUGUUAACCGAAGAAGAGCCCUUGCUGAUUCUGUUUCUGCCACCACUCUAGUCCCUAAUAUUACAUCUUCUUUGAGUAAUCAUCAUAUGUUAUCUUCAAAUGGUAAUACGAAUACAAAUAUUGAAGUUAAAAGAUCAAUUUCCAUGCCUGGUCCUAUAGGAGGUGGAACUCCUAUUCCAGUUAAAAGCAUAGAUUUAAAAUCACCACCAAAGAAGGACACUUUUAUAAAUACCUUGGAAAAUCAAGCAGUUCCUAUUAGAAAUUCGCAGACGAUAUCGACACUAUCGGUUGUACAAAAUAUUUCAAAGACAGAUCCUAAAAUGACUGAACUUUUAAAUGAUAAUUCUGAUAGAAGAGAUUCUAUUAAUAAAUCACAAUCACUUAUGUCAAAGAUAUUUGGUAAUAAUAAAAAGGAAGAUGAAAUAGACAAAGGAAUACAUGUUAACAGUACAAGUACAAACGUACCACUCACUAGUGUUGAAGAUUUUAUACCGGAUGACGGGCUCCUAGACCGAUCGUUCCUAGAAGAUAACAGUCAUGUGUCGCCACAAAAAGUACAACACGAAGAAGCGGAUACUGAAAGUGACAUUGAAACUGCGAAUCCUUUGGUUGCUGGUUACGAGGACGAUUUAUCAUCGGCUGAUGAGACAACACCUCCUAUUCAACCAAAAUUAGCUGAAAAUCCUUUGAGCAAACAGAAACACAAACGCGAGACUUUAUCAAAUACGGAAAUAAAUUCGGAACAAUUACGACAAACUGUGAAACGCGAUUCUGUUUCAUCCAUAGAUCAAGAAAUAGAAAUAUCCAACAACUAUGAUGUAAAUGAGCAGCCGGAAAUUAAUUCUGAUGCAUUUGAUAGCUGGCUCCGACGAGAUUCUAAAUGGAGACAAAGCCCUGAAGGCGGGGAAGAUGUGAGCAGUAAUAGUACUAGAAAAGAUAGACUGGAAUUGAGCGACAAAAGUUUAGAUGUUAGCGUAACGAGUUCUAAUGUUCAUUUAGAAUUGCUCGAUAAUACCAGUGUACGUCAUAUGAGUUCUGAUGGCGGUAGUCCUGUACUAAAAGAAAAGAAAAAACACAAAGAGAAGACGGAAGAUAAAGAAAAAAAGAAAAAGAAAAAAUCUAAAGAUAAAGAAAAAGAUAAGGAGAAAACAGAUAAAGGAGAUAAAAAAAAGAAACGUUCGCUACAUCGUUCAAAGGAUGAAAAUAGAGAACGCGAUGAACUUGAAGAAUUUCUAAAUGGUUCUGUUACUAGAAUUGGUGUUGAUGUUGCCUAUGAAGCAAUAUAGCAAUUUUAAAUAUUGUUUAAUCGUACUACUAAUUAGUAACGCUGACUUCUGGUAAGGCACGUAAAAUGUUAACAUUGAACGAUCUUUAACGUUGAAUUGUCAAAGAAAUAAAUUACGUACUAAUGCUUGCAGAUACUUCAAAGCAAGCGAUAUAUCAUGUAAAAAUUUUGUUGAAAUUCUUUAUAUGAUAAAAUAACUUUACAAAUCAUAACAAAGAAGUUCUAGUAAAGUGAUUUUCAAUCGGAAA
Molecule: messenger RNA, 3258 nt
Organism: Osmia bicornis bicornis
Lineage: Eukaryota; Metazoa; Arthropoda; Insecta; Hymenoptera; Megachilidae
Product: rab-like protein 6
Exons: 6
Coding region: 909-3011 (700 amino acids)
Cellular component (GO): cytosol; nucleus
Molecular function (GO): GTPase activity; GTP binding
Source: RefSeq, a predicted model, not a curated record